AUGAGAGUUUUAAUAGUAGACGGUUUUGCGGAUAGUCCUGAAAGUCGACGCUCAUGAACAAUUUUCAAAUCAUUGGUAAGGGAGGCAUUUACUCAUCAGAAAAUGUAUAAUGUCGCUGAUAUAGAAUUUAUUGAGGUUAAUUAUGAAUCAAUAGACACUUAUCUUUAUGAGCUCAAUACAGGGUAUCAUAGCAGAGACGCAGAAAAGCUUUUCGACCAUCUCGAUUUAAUAUUCAUUGAUGGGGAAGCAAAUAUGCUGCCUUGGCUCCGCAAAGCAAGAAAAUUUUUAACUUUAGUCAGAAUGUGUAAAAAAACAAACAAGAUAAUGUUUGCAUGCACAUUUGCGAUGCAAAUGCUUGUAUAUUUAUGCGCAACGAAUUAUAACAUUGAUAGAGUCAUCAAUGGAAAAGGCAGAGGAAGUUCUUUGGCUGAAAUAAAUAAAAUCCCAAAAGAAAGUUUGAAUAGGCUGACUUUUGGGGAUGCGUUUUUAGAUAGCUCAACAGGCGAUAUUUAUUGCUUUGACCCUCACAGAGGUGAGUUUUAUCCGGUUUCAAAUGCAGGAAUCCACAAUCAUAAAGCUGCUCAAGAAAACGAAAAAGUUAGCAAAGCAAUGAUUAAAUCGCAUCAGUACUGAGCAAAAGCCUUUGACUCGCCAAAUGACGUUUAUAUUGGAAAAUCGAAUGAAACCAAAUGCAGAAUUUUUAAACAGUAUGUUCAGCAUUGGCUUGUUAAAGGGUUAGGAUUCAACGAAUAUUUAGUCCCAAGCCUGAAUAAAUGAGAUGUGCAUCCAGUUAAUGCGACUUUAAAAGGAAAUGUGUACACAGUUUUUGCAGAAAGUGAUCGAGGGCCUCAAAUCAUCGUGCAUCGUAAUGCAGUUGGUGUGCAAUUUCAUCCUAACCCUAACCCCCCCCCCUCCGUGAGUGAACAAAACCAUUAGAAAAAUCGCUAUUUUUUUCCCCAAAACCCCCACCCUCCGCGAGUGAACAAAAAUUUUUUUAAUAGAAAAAAUUUUUUAUGAAAAAAAUUUUUGAUAUAUAAAUGAUAAUUAGUAUAAUGAAAUCUAGAGCUAAUUCUAUUUAAUUUUGAACGAAUUGCUUUUUUAAAACAUAAAAUUUUAUAAAUUAAAUUAAUAUUUGCUUUCCAAUUUUUGCGAAUUAGGAUUUUUUUAAAUUUUGAAAAAAAAUAUUUUUUAUAUAAAUUUUUUAAAAAAAAAAAAAAUUAACCCCCCUCCGUGAGCGAACAAAAUUUUUUUGUUCACUCACGGAGGGGGGGGGAGUAAGUAUCCUGCUACUUUUACAGUCGUAAAAAACUUUGUAGUUUAUAUGAUGUCCAGAUUCCAAAAUGAAACUGCAAAGUUGGACAUUCCGCUUUCAAUUGUAACAAAAUCUGGCCUAGGCGUAGGCUCAAGCAUGGGAUCUGUUAGUUCUGACACUGGUUUAAAAGCAAAUGAAGCAAAACAUUCUGGAUUUGCAUUCUCUUUGAGAGAUGGAGAGCCUUUAACUGUGAAAAUUAACGCCACCACUUCAGAGGCAAUUAAACUUGCAAGCCCAACCCCUGGGCUUAGACCUAGAAGUUCCAUUGAUGAGAACUCAGAAGCAGAGGACUCCUCUGAAGGCAGCAUAUUUAGCCAUCAUUCCUUAAAGCGAAAAAAUACGAACAAAAAGGUUGCGUUUACCAAAAAAGAAUCAGCCACAACACGAGAAAAUCCAAUACUCGAUGAAAGAGUUAUUAAGCCAAUCCAAUCAGAAUAUAUCAACACUCUCGGAAACGAUUUUAUUGAAUCUUUGCCCACAGCCUGAAAAAGUAAAAAAGAAAUCAGAUCAUUUUUACACCCUGGCUACGAAGUAGAUAACAUCGUAUCUUCACACGACGACUAUUUCAUAACGACUAUUUUUUUUUGGCCUAUUUUUUUUUGGCCUAUUUUUUUUUCACCUAUUUUUUUUGGCCUAUUUUUUUUUGGCCUAUUUUUUUUUGGCCUAUGUUUUUUUGGCCUAUUUUUUUUUUUGGCCUAUUUUUUUUUAGCCUAUUUUUUUUGGCUUUUUUUUUGACAAUUUUUUAACUAUUUUUUACUAAUAUUUGGGCAUAAUUCCAUACUAAUUGUUUUAAUCUAAUUUUUAAUGUGUUUUAGACGAUUUGACCAUCGGAAAAUGCACCCUUAACAGAUUUCUUACUCCAUGAAUACUAAUUCAUUGCUUUUAAAAUUUCGAGAAUUUUAGAUUUAAUUAGGAGUUUUUCACUUAAUUUACUCAAUAUUAAUCGCGUAAGGAAAGGCCUCUGUUUCUCAAUAAGGUUUUAGUCCUCUCAGCAGCUUCAUGAAUGAGGCUAGGCAAAAAAAAUAGGCCAAAAAAAAUAGGCCAAAAAAAAUAGGCCAAAAAAAAUAGGCCAAAAAAAAAUAGGCCAAAAAAAAUAGGCCAAAAAAAAUAGGCCAAAAAAAAAUAGGCCAAAAAAAAUAGGCCAAAAAAAAAUAGGCCAAACAAAUAGGCCAAAAAAAAAUAGGUGAAAAAAAAAUAGGCCAAAAAAAAAUAGGCCAAAAAAAAUAGGCCAAAAAAAAAUAGGCCAAAAAAAAAUAGUCGUUAUGAAAUAGUCGUCGUGUGAAGGAACCAGAUAACAUGCCUAAGAGAGGAAUUAUCAUGAAUGGCAAAAAUCUAACAUUGACAAGAAAUGAUUUUGAGUAUUAUGAAAAGCCUCUUGUAAAAAUGAUUGUUUCACCUACACCUUACUGCAGAUAUAACAAAGAGUUUAAAGCAGCAGAGACAGAGACUUUUGCAAAAACAAGGACAUCAAGUUUUCCUAAUUUAGGAGCGACAAUAAGAAAUGAUGGAACGCCAUUUAUUGAGCCAGAAAAAAGGAAAUUAAAAGAAAAAAUAAAAGAUAAAGAAAAAUGAGUUGCAAGAACUGAUUUCAAUAGAGUUUUUUCUGCCAGUCCUGCUGAAAAGCCACCUGGGUUUAACUCCCUUUCUACUCCUCUUCAUGAGCACAAGUUCAGAGAUGAAAACAAAGCAAAAUGGAUUUAUGGAGCAUUUAAAAUUGGAAGUUAUUAA
This is a messenger RNA of Blepharisma stoltei, 3040 nucleotides long. The record is from the annotation of a GenBank genome assembly. NCBI's taxonomy places the organism in Eukaryota, Ciliophora, Heterotrichea, Heterotrichida, Blepharismidae.